Messenger RNA from Dama dama (fallow deer), 8038 nucleotides. RefSeq names its product zinc finger protein 665-like. Gene Ontology annotation, molecular function: RNA polymerase II cis-regulatory region sequence-specific DNA binding; DNA-binding transcription factor activity. Lineage: Eukaryota; Metazoa; Chordata; Mammalia; Artiodactyla; Cervidae. The record is from RefSeq and is a predicted model, not a curated record. The transcript is spliced from 4 exons. Gene Ontology annotation, biological process: regulation of transcription by RNA polymerase II. The coding region runs from base 2005 to 4278 and encodes 757 amino acids.
UCAGGCACAGUUGACCUUCAAGGAUGUGUUCAUAGAUUUCACUCCUGAAGAGUGGGAGUGCCUGGACCCUGCCCAGAGGACCUUGUACAAGGACGUGAUGGUGGAGACCCUCAGGAACCUGCUGUCUGUGGUGAUUACUGAGAGUUCAAUCCCUGCAUCAGAAAGAUCCCUGGAGAAGUAAAUGGCAACCCACUUCAGUAUUCUUGCCUGGAGAAUCCCAUGGACGGAGGAGCUGGCAGGCUACAGUCCAUGGGUUUACAAAGAGUCAUACAUGCCUGAAGCGACUUAGCACACACAUAGGCACUGAUUACUGAUAAUUUCCUCUCAUAGAGAAACUAAAGAGAUUUUGGAUUAUUAAUGAAUAUGUUUGCUGCUACCCUGAGAUGUUCUCCAUAAGAAAGCAAAUGUUUUUAGAAGUUAUCACUGGUAUUUAUGGUCACCAUUCUACAAAAUGCUAAUAUAAAGGACAGUUCAUGGUUGCUUAAGGAAAGUAAGAUUCAUGUUUUUAGUAACAAAAGCUAUGAGCAAUGAAAUUGAUUUGGGAUGCUCAUAGCAGUGAGUGGGAGCGAGCAGAAGCUGGAAGCAAGUUCUUAAUUUCCCAGAUCGAGACUCCUAACCCCUGGACCGCAGGAGCCAACAUUUAGGGCUACGGUCCCCAGUCUAGCCUGCCUAGUCAAGAACUAAUUCAGGUGAUGAGGCAGAAGAUAAAGAGUAAAGGAAAAAGUUUAUUGAAAGAAAAAGUACAUCUGGCAAGGCACAUGGGCAACCUCAGAGAGAGAGAGAGAGACGCCUUUAGGAAGUGUAAAUUCUUUACAAAGGGGCAGUUUUCCGGGUCUUCAUCUUCCCUCAGGCCAGUCACCUUGUUUAUUCGCCCUGGUUCAUUUGUCUCAGGACCCUCCCUGGAGUGUGCAUACACACCUUAGCCAAGUUGGAUCUCAAAGUGAAGGCUUCUGGGAGGAGCAAGACUCAUUAUGGCCUGGAAUAAUCCUGUGAGUUUUGGCUCCAAACAGCCUUUCUGGGCGUGUAUAGUGUCUCCCUUAACAAACAAGGUUUUAUCCUUUCUUUGUCCUUGCCAUAAUUAUUCCCUGAGAUUAGAGAAUGACUGUCUAUUUACCCUGUUUUUGUUGGGUGUAAAUUCCUCAACUGGAGCCCACGUAUCUCACGGAAUGCAAAGGGGAAGAUGACACCAUUCAAGACAUUUAACAUGGAGGCCAUCAGUCUCCUACCAAAAAAUUGCAUUUUUUUAGGGAGAAAGAAAGUAGGUCUGACUUACAGGUGGCUGUUUCUAAAUGAAGAAAAUGAUUUAAUUAGAAAGAAAAAAGAGUUUUUGUUCUAAGUGGACCCCCAGGAAAAGAGGUCCCAAAAGGCAAAGUCUUUAUAUGAUCUAUAACAAUCUGUCUUUUGACUCCUGUCAGUGUUGUUGCUUGACUAUGGGAAGCAUGUGAUGAGGUGUUUCAAAGGGAUCUAUUUCCUCUUUGUCCCCCUUCUGCGCUGGAUUCCAUCGGAUGCCUGAUUUUUGGUCCAUGUAGAACAGCGCUGACACCUCCAAAGUUUAUUUUGGACCCAGCCUGGUUCUCUUCCUAUUUGCUGCACUUGGGAGACCUCAUUGGAAGAAGGGAAAAGACUGGCAGCUCUUCGAUUGCAUUUGGUGUCUCAGAUCCUACACAGAGCUGCCUUCAACCUGUCUUCCUGUUCAGAGCCCUCAGCUGUUCCUGUUGUGACUUCUUUUGCCACAUGCUUCAGGGGUGUGUGUAACAGGAAUGUGGUUUGGAUCUUCUGUGAUUGUAAUUCAGGAAACCUGGAAGGACAGUGGACAUUGAGGUCCUCUCUUGGACAGGACCUGAAUUGAUGUGUUGUUGGUGCCUUGGAAACGAUUUCCAGGAGUAAGACAGUUACACAGUGUACGGGCUCUCUGCCUGUGCUCAGUAGUUGUGACUCCCGAACUCUGGAACACGGAGUUGUGGCCUACAGGCUUAGCUCCUCCAAGAUGUGUCUCAAAUACAUAUGAUCAAGAAAUUACAGGCAAAAGGAAACAGUGGUAAAGAAGAAAUUUUUCAAAGAGUGGUGUUUGGAAGAUCCAAAAGUCGUGAAAUCAAAGAUUUUUUCCUCAGGAAGAUACAAGAAAAUAUGCAUGAUUUUGAGUCUCUGUGGACAGAUGAUGAAAGAAAUGACAGAGAAACGUCUAUAUCCCACAGCAAAAAUCUCACCGAUAGAAGAGAUCAUGAUAGUAGAAGUGAUGCAGGAAAUAAGCCUGUUGAAAGGCAUAGAUCAAGCUUUCAAGAUCAGUUGCAGAUACUUGAAUCUGUAGGGACAGUUUCUGAAUGUCAUCAGGUUGUGGCAAAUAUCAACAGUAGCACCUUAGGUUUACCACCUCAGAGAACUCGUAGUGUCCGUAAAGGCAAUUCUCAUAAACGUGAGAGUGCUGUUAUGCAUCCCUCAGAACUGGGACCAGACCAGAAAGCACACAAGAAAAAAACUUACAGUUGUAAUAAGUGUAACAUGACUUUUCUUCAGGACUCAGAACUCACUAGACAUCAAAGGAUCCAUACAGGAAGAAAAGCAUAUAAAUGUAACAUAUGUUGUAAGGCUUUUAAUGAUAAAUCGACCCUUGUAGUUCAUCAGAGAAAUCAUACUGGAGAGAAACCAUAUAAAUGUGAUGUAUGUGGCCACUGCUUUAAACAGCAUACACACCUUCAACAUCAUCGGCGAGUUCAUACUGGAGAGAAACCAUAUAAAUGUGAUGUGUGUGGAAAGGCCUUUAGUCGAAAAGCAAGGCGUACAGUUCAUCAGACCCUUCAUACUGGAGAGAAACCGUAUACAUGUGAAGUAUGUGGCCGUGGCUAUACUCUAAAGUCACACCUUGGAAUUCAUUGGAGAGUUCAUACCGGAGAGAAACCAUAUAAAUGUGAUGUAUGUGGCAAGGCCUUUAGUGUAAAUGCAAGGCUUGUAGUUCAUCGGAGAGUUCAUACUGGAGAGAAACCAUAUAAAUGUGAUGUGUGUGGCAAGGCCUUUAGUGUAAAUGCAAGGCUUGUAGUUCAUCGGAGAGUUCAUACUGGAGAGAAACCAUAUAAAUGUGAUGUGUGUGGAAAGGCCUUUACUCGCAAGGAAAGCCAUGCACUUCAUCAGAUCCUUCAUACUGGAGAGAAACCAUAUACAUGUGAAGUAUGUGGCCGUGGCUAUACUCAGAAGUCAAUAUUUUUAAUUCAUUCGAGAAUGCAUACCGAAGAGAAACCAUAUAAAUGUGAUGUAUGUGGCAAGGCCUUUAGUGUAAAUGCAAGGCUUGUAGUUCAUCAGAGAGUUCAUACUGGAGAGAAACCAUAUAAAUGUGAUGUGUGUGGAAAGGCCUUUACUCGCAAGGAAAGCCAUGCACUUCAUCAGAUCCUUCAUACUGGAGAGAAACCAUAUACAUGUGAAGUAUGUGGCCGUGGCUAUACUCAGAAGUCAAUAUUUUUAAUUCAUUUGAGAAUGCAUACCGAAGAGAAACCAUAUAAAUGUGAUGUAUGUGGCAAGGCCUUUAGUGUAAAUUCAAGGCUUGUAGUUCAUCAGAGAGUACAUACUGGAGAGAAACCAUAUAAAUGUGAUGUGUGUGGAAAGGCCUUUAGUCGAAAAGCAAGGUGUACAGUUCAUCAGACCCUUCAUACUGGAGCAAAACCAUAUACAUGUGAAGUAUGUGGCCGUGGCUAUACUCGAAAGUCAAUACUUGUAAUUCAUUGGAGAAUGCAUACCGGAGAGAAACCAUAUAAAUGUGAUCUGUGUGGCAAGGCCUUUAGUCUAAAUUCAAGGCUUGUAGUUCAUUGGAGAGUACAUACUGGAGAGAAACCAUAUAAAUGUGAUGUGUGUGGAAAGGCCUUUAGUCAAAAAGCAAGAUGUGCAGUUCAUCAGACCCUUCAUACUGGAGAGAAGCCAUAUACAUGUGAAGUAUGUGGCCGUGGCUAUACUCAAAAGUCAAAACUUGUAAUUCAUUGGAGAAUUCAUAGCGGAGAGAAACCGUAUAAAUGUGAUGUAUGUGGCAAGGCCUUUAGUGUAAAGGCAAGGCUUGUACUUCAUCAGAGAGUUCAUACUGGAGAGAAACCAUAUAAAUGUGAUGUGUGUGGCAAGGCCUUUAGUGUAAAUGCAAGGCUUGUACUUCAUCAGAGAGUUCAUACUGGAGAGAAACCAUAUAAAUGUAAUAUGUGUGGAAAGGCUUUUAGUCGAAAUUCAGGCCUUGUAGUUCAUCAGAGAGUUCAUACUGGAGAGAAACUGUGUAAAUGUGAUGUAUGUGGACAGGCCUUUCGUUGAAAUUCAAUCCUUUUAAUUCAUCGGAGAAUUCAUACUGGAGAGAAACCUUACAAAUAUAACAAUUGGGACAAACAUUUUAGUGCACAGUCAUCCUUAUAUUGCCAUCAGGCAGUUCAUACAGGAGGAAAAGUGUAGAAAUGUAAUUUAUGUGGCAAAGUCUUCAGUUCCAGGUCUUUGCAGUUCAUUGGAAACAUAUUGGGGAGAAACCAUAUAAAUAAUAAGCUAUGUGGCAAGGCCUUGAGUCAAACGGCAAACCUUGCGUUUCAUCAGAGAAUUCCUACUGGAGAGAAACCAUGUAAAUGUGAUCUCAGUGGCAAGGCCUUUAAAUGCAAACCUUGCAGUUCAUUGGAGAAUUCAUACUGGAGAGAAACCUUACAAAUGUAACCAUUCUGACAGAUGUUUUACUGCACAGCUAGCCUCACCAUUGUGCAGUUCAAACAGGAGGGACAGCAUAGAAAUGUGAUGUAUAUGGACAGUGCUCGAAAUGACCAUCUAAGAAAUCAGAUAAUUUAUAGUGGAGAAAAAUGUUACAAAGACAACAAUCAUGAGAAACAUUUUAGUGCAGAUGUAAUGAGUGUAGCAAAGCCUUUAGUCAGAGUUCAGGCCUUAUAAUUAAUCAAAGAAUUCAUACUAUAUAGAAACCAUACAAAUGAAAGAAAUCUGGUAUAGCUUCUAGUGCAUGUUCAACCUCAACUGACCGUUGGGCAGCUCAUACAGGAGGGAAGCCACAUAAAUGGAAUUUAUAUGACAAACCCUUCAGUCAUAAAAUAUAUCAACUUUUUGACCCUCAGAAAAGUCAAACUAGAGGAAACCUCCUGAAUGUGGUAGGUGGGACAUAGCUUUGGUUCUGUGUUCAGACAUAACUAACCAUCACGUAAUUAAUUCUGAAUGGAAAUCUUACCCACUUAGUGCAUGAGGUAAGUCUUUUGGAAGGCAUUCAGUUAUUUACAGAACAUGAGAAAAUUCAUACUGGUGAGAAUUCAUACAUUUAGAGCACAGUCCGUCCCUCCAAUCUUAACAUUAAGAUUGGAGGAAAUCAUGUAAAUAUAAUGUGUGUGGCCAGGGCUUCAAUAACAGGUCUCAUCUUUCCCAUCAGCAGAGAAUUCAUAAUGCAGAGACACAAAUGUAAGAGUGUGGCAAAUCCUUCAGGUGGCAUUCAGGCCUCAAAAGACAUCAGGUGAUGGACUGGAGAGACCAUCCAAAUGCAAUCAGUGUGUCCAGGCUUUUGUCAGGUGUUUACACCUUAGGCUUCUUGAGAAUAUUCACACUGGAUAGAAAUUAUGUCAAUGUAAUGAGUGUGUCAGGGCUUUUAGACAAUAAUCCUAAGUCAGGAUUCAGUAAAGAAGUCAUUCUGGAGAGAAAGCUUACAAGUGACAUGAGUGUGUAAAACCUUUACUUUGGGCUCACAUUGCACCAGCCAUCAGAUGAUCCAUACUAGAGAGAACCUUACCAGUGUGCAGAAUAUGGCAAGACCUUUAGGUACUGCCUUAAACACAGUAUUCACAAAAUACUUUAUACUUUGGCAGUUUUAUACUUUACUUUAUGCUUUAUGGAUGUUUUCACAAUUAAUGCUCUUUAGGUGUGUAAAAAUACAUAUCCUGGGGUUAAACCACACAAAUAUAAUAUUUAUGGGAAGGAUUUUACCAAACAUCCAAGUUUGGGAACAUUCUGGAGCAAUGCUCAGAUGCAAUGGGAGUGGGAAAAUUUUCACUUUGAGUUGAAGUCUUAGACAAGACUCCAUAGUGAAGAGGAGUCUUGGAAACGGACAGGCAAGGGCUUUCUGGAGGGUUCAGAGUACACUAGACUUCAGAAUAUAUCUUUCUGAGAAACCACACAAAAGUAAUGUACACACUGAAGCUUUAACUCAAAGAUCAAAACCGUGGAACGUGAAAGGAGAGCAAACUUAGACAGGUAAUGAAUAUUGUGUAGUCUGUUCCAUAAAGAAGUGAUUCAUGUGUGUCAGAAACUGUACACUAUACCGAAUUUGGAAACAUGUUUAAGAAAACAUUUCCUCAAGAUUCCUCCCCCAAAAUUCAUAUUGGAGAGAAUCCUUAUAAUUGUAAUGAAUUUGGCCAACUUUUGUGACAGUUCUAACAACAGAUCACAGAAGAGAGAAUUCAUUUGAGGAAUAAAUAAAUCAGUUCUCCAGCACUAACGUACGAUAUAACUGCAGAAUAAUUAAGUAUGUUGAAACUUAAUCACAUGUGUGGAAAUGGCCCAUUAUCUUCAGUUUGUGUUUAAUUACUUGAAUUUUCUUGAGAAUGUCACAUUAUUGUUUAUGACAUUUCAUGAAAGUUUUAAAUUCUUAUAGCUUUCUUAGAGACUUUCAUGAUGGUCUCUGCAAAGAAAUCAGUAAGAUGAAGGGGCUGACUUCAUUAGGUGUGGUUCAUUUAUAUCUAUCCUGGUAAAACAGGGACACUGAGAUAUAUUCAAUGGUGUGUGAAUUAGGAUCGGCGAGGGACAGAGAACCAUGUAAAGCCGUGACAUGACUCAGCAUGCUCUUUAUGUUCAGGGCGCCCUUCUGUACACAGGUCACUGUGGUUAAAGGACUGAAUGCUCUACCAUCUGACCAUGACAAGAGCAGGCUGGACAUUGAGGGGCUUGGGCUUUUCAUGGGAGGUGGGUUGACAGGUUACUGGGGACUGAUUGUGUGGGAGAAAUAGUACCAGGGAAAUGGUGGUCCUUUACUCAGAAGGUAUCAUAAGUCUUGUGCGCUAACAAAGUUUGUAUCAUUGUUUCCAUAACUCGGAGUGAUCAUGUUUCUUCCAACAACACAGCUUUAAUCCACCUCAGUCCUUCGUAACAGAAACCAGCAAUGCCCCAAAGACUCUCAAGGUUGAAAGAAUCUCUAAGAGUUUCUUUACAUGGUGAAAUCAAAUAGACAAUUUUGGGAUUAUAUACUAACAAUACACACUUCAGUUAUUCUCUCCACACUUUGUGCAUAGCAGAGCAAUUAUAGAUUCUGGCCCUGUAAAACCUACCCCCCGUUUGUAUGUGCUCUGUAUGAUAUUUCCCAAUGUUAUCUUUUGUGCCCAAAUUAAAAGUAUGUGCCUGAUUUACAUGAAGUGAGAAUAGGAAUAAAAGUCAUGCAAAAAUUAGGAAAUAAAAAACUUUGGAAAUAAGGGUAAAAGUGACGUGUCUUUUGGAGCUUGGAGCAUUCUGGAAAAAAAAUUUUUUUUUUUUUUUGCUUAUUUAUUCUUGGCUGAAUAAUUGUGGCUCAUGGGGUCAGGAGCUCAACAGCAUAUGGGAAUUUCCCAGACCAGGAAUUAUCAGUCCCUUGUCUACUGCAUUAGUGGGCGAAUUCCUUACUGCUGAGCCACCACGGAAGCCCUGGAAAUAAUUUAGAAAGCACACUAUAUGAUGGGGACUUUUUUUGUUUGCUAAACUAGACAUUUCACAUAUUCAGUCCCCAACAUUUCGGUUCUUGUUACUUUGCAGUCCCCCACUGGAACAAGAUGGCACCAAAUAAAAUCUAAAAAUGUCAGUAGUGAAACAUCAAAAAAACACUGUGAGACUGUUUAACAAAACACUGAAUGUCCUCACGUGCUUUGAAUUUAUUACAUUCCUUUUCCUGCUGUACACAUAUUUUCUAUUGUAUAUGGUGUUGAAGAUGGUAUAAAUUAUUAUUAAUCUAUUUUUAGACAUAAAUUCCUAUUUACUGUCCAUUGCCUGUGACAUUUUUACACUAGCCUAAGAACAUUAGGAACAUUAAUGUUUGGAAAUAUUUAUUAGGUAAUAAAUAAAAGUCCAGAGUAUAUUA